UACAGGGUACACCAUUAGAUAUGUUCUCCAGACUGAGGAGUCUCCUUAGGAGAGAGAAUGUAGUACAUCCAGAGACCAGAGAGAGGCGGAAAGAAGCUGGCAUUCAGCCUCAGCGUACAACAGGAUUAAGAAAAUGGUUCUGUCGGAGGCAAAAGACUGCAAUGGAGCCAUCAUCCCACCCAACCCUCCGCACCAAGAAGGAGGUGAAGAAAGAAAUAGAGAGGCUGACCACGGCGCUGCAGCUUGCGACAGCCCAAAGGAAUCAGCUGCGAGAUCGUCUGCUCUUCAUCACGGAAGGGACCGUAGAUAAUAGGCCCUACCACCAGCCAAAUCCUUUCUAUGAAAAACUGAGGAUGGAGCAUAAACGAGUCAUGAAGGAACUGAACACCUUGCAGAAUGAGAACACCGAGGCUUCAAAGAAGUUCAGUGAGCAGACCAAGGAGACACUCUUCUAUCGUGGUCUGCACAGCCGGCUCCUGAUGGAACAGACUCAGCUGGAGAAGAAGGUGGGCAUGCUGAGGCAGGAGAAAAUGAAACUGCUGGAGGAUUGGGUCCUGCUGAAGCACCAUUCAAAGGAGUUGAGAGUGAUCUGUGAGGACCAAGAGGAGAAAACCAGUGACCUCAAGACCCAGCAACGACAGGAGCUUCAAAGAUUGGAGGAAAGAGUUCAGUUGCUGCUGAAGCAGAAGGAUAUGGUCACUCAGGAAAAGGACUUGGCCAAAAAGCUGCAGCAUCACUUUGAAAGUUCCCAGAUGAGGUUCAGAAAGCUCCAGCUGGAACAGGCCACAGCCCAGGGUGAGAGCCCCUUACAGGGGGAGGCUCUACAGCAAGAGCCACCUGCUGAGACCCAUUCCCAGCAACCGCUGAAAUCUGGGGAUGAAGUUUCUUCUUCAGAUUUGGUUUCCACUGUGGAAUAGGCCUUGACUGUGCCUAGCCAGUGACCCCACCAUGGCUACUUCUGGGUCUCGACUCUCUUUCCUUCUUGACAACACCUUUUGUGAGAACUGAGGAAGACAAAGGAAGCCACAGACAACUAGAGAGCAUGGCAUUCACCACCCUUGGAUCUAGGCCUCCUCAGAAAAUGACACCUCUUUGUAGCUGUGAACUCAGAAGGAGGAAAAUCCCUUACCCUUGGGGAGAACAUGGCAUAGAAAGCCCCAAAGAGGAAUGGCUAUACUCCUCUUGAAAAUGCUGUUAUAAUUGGUGACUGUCUUCCUAGCAUGUCUUCAAGGCCAGCCACAGGUUGUAGAUCUGUGCUAUUCAAUCUGCAGUGACAGAAUGCUGCUUAUCUUAAUUUUUCUUUGAUUUUUGGUUUAGGAUUUGGGGUUUUUUUGUUGCUUCGGUUUGGGUUUUAUUAAUUUGAUGUUAUUUGUUCUUGUUAUUUUUCAUAAUUUGCUAAGGCUAUUUACUGUUUAUAUUGACUGCCCUUUUAGAGCCCCUUUUGAGAAAAAAUGUAAUUUUUUGAAUAAAAAAAAGCCAUUUUCAACUCUU
Messenger RNA from Peromyscus leucopus (white-footed mouse), 1491 nucleotides. Its product is annotated as disks large homolog 5-like. The record is from RefSeq and is a predicted model, not a curated record. The transcript is spliced from 6 exons. Lineage: Eukaryota; Metazoa; Chordata; Mammalia; Rodentia; Cricetidae. The coding region runs from base 21 to 917 and encodes 298 amino acids.